AUAUUUGUUUUAUUUAAAUAUAUAAGAAAAAUAAAAACAAAACCCCAAAGCCCCAAACUGAAACUCCUCUUUCUUCACUAGUCACUCCUUCUCCCGCGCGCAGUGAAGUCGUUCAAAGGGGAACGCUUCAUAUCUCGAAAUCGAACGUUGCUUUCCAAGCCCUCGUCGAAUCAUCAUGUAUGGAGGAGAUGAAGUAUCGGCAAUAGUCGUCGACUUGGGUUCCCAUACCUGCAAAGCUGGUUACGCUGGCGAAGAUGCGCCAAAAGCUGUUUUCCCAUCUGUUGUCGGGUCAAUUGAUGGAAUGGAAAUUGAUGAUGCUGACAAUGCAAACGUGAACUCAGAAUCCACCCCAGAACCUAAAUCAAAGGGCAAGAGCAAAUUUUAUGUAGGAUCACAAGACUUGGGCUAUCGCAGGGAUCAUAUGGAGGUACUAUCACCUAUGAAGGAUGGAGUAGUCGUUGACUGGGAUAUGGUUGAAAACAUAUGGGACCAUGCUCUGAGGAAAUGCCUGUUGAUUGAUCCAAAGGAACAUCCAAUGCUCUUUGCCGAGUCAUGUUCUAAUUCUCAACAACAGAGGGAAAAGACUGCUGAGAUUAUGUUUGAAAAAUAUCAAGUUCCUGCAUUAUUUUUGGCCAAAAAUGCUGUUCUUACUUCUUUUGCAUCAGGACGUGCCACCUCUUUAGUUGUUGACUGUGGUGGAGGAUCUACUACUGUGGCUCCAGUACAGGAUGGUUAUGUUCUUCAGAAGGCUGUAUCAACAUCUCCCAUUGGAGGAGAUUUCCUUACUGAUUGCUUGUUAAAAAGCCUGGAAAGCAAAGGACUUCCUAUAAAACCUCGUUAUGCAUUCAAAAGAAAGGAAGUUCGUCCGGGAGAAUUCCAGAUUGUGGACCUUGACCUCCCCAACACUACAGAAAGUUACAAACUUUAUUCGCAGCGGGUGAUUGUUAGUGAUAUUAAAGAAUGCGUUUGUCGAGCACCGGACACUCCAUAUGAUGAUACAUCGUACUCCAAUAUCCCAAUGACACCUUAUGAGCUUCCUGACGGACAAACAAUUGAGAUUGGUGCUGACAGGUUCAAGAUUCCUGAUAUAUUGUUUAAUCCAUCUUUAGCUCUGACUAUACCUGGUAUGGAAAAUUCUAUAGAGACAACUUCAUCUGCCCAUGGUCUACCACAAAUGGUUAUUGAGAGCAUAAGCAAGUGUGAUGUUGACAUCCGCAGAGAACUUUAUAGCAGCAUAUUGCUUUCUGGUGGAACAGCAUCAAUGCAACAGCUGAAAGAACGUCUUGAGAAAGAUUUACUGGAGGAAUCUCCUCAAGCGGCUAGGGUGAAAGUUCUAGCAAGUGGAAAUGCAACAGAAAGGAGAUUCAGUGUUUGGAUAGGUGGCAGUAUAUUGGCAUCACUUGGUUCCUUUCAGCAGAUGUGGUUCUCCAAGUCCGAGUUCGAAGAGCACGGAGCUUCGUAUAUUCAGCGGAAAUGCCCUUGAAAUGCAUUGCUUCUUAAUCAAUUAGCCUUUAGACAAUUUGACUGGUAGCAUGGACCCUAUCUCUGCAUCAUUCGCUAGUACUCUGUGCUUCAAGAAUAGUACCCGGCUUAACCCAGAGAUUUGUAUGCAUUUAUUCGAGUUUCUACAUUAUUCGGUUAGUUGUAGAGAUGUGUAUCUAACAUCCCUAGUUGAACUUGCAAUUCAUGUUGAUAUUGGUAUGGACGAAUAUUAUACACUUGUUACGAACUCGAAGAUUAAUAUCCUUGAGGUU
This is a messenger RNA of Salvia hispanica, 1754 nucleotides long. RefSeq names its product actin-related protein 4. NCBI's taxonomy places the organism in Eukaryota, Viridiplantae, Streptophyta, Magnoliopsida, Lamiales, Lamiaceae. The record is from RefSeq and is a predicted model, not a curated record.